Chaetura pelagica (chimney swift) is the source of this 714-nucleotide messenger RNA. RefSeq names its product LSM11, U7 small nuclear RNA associated (gene LSM11). The coding region runs from base 1 to 714 and encodes 237 amino acids. Gene Ontology annotation, cellular component: U7 snRNP. Gene Ontology annotation, molecular function: U7 snRNA binding. Gene Ontology annotation, biological process: mRNA 3'-end processing by stem-loop binding and cleavage. NCBI's taxonomy places the organism in Eukaryota, Metazoa, Chordata, Aves, Apodiformes, Apodidae. The transcript is spliced from 5 exons. The record is from RefSeq and is a predicted model, not a curated record.
AUGGAUUUUGGAGAAGACCGGUACAAUUGUGAUGCUGUGCCCCCAGAUAGCUGUGACAAGACCAGUGGUGUUCUCUCUCUUGUAGUCCAUGAAGGCAGCCCACUGGGGGAGCUUCAUCGCUGUGUCCGAGACGGUGUAAAAAUCAACGUCCACAUCCGCACUUUCAAAGGGCUUCGUGGAGUCUGCACAGGGUUUUUGGUUGCAUUUGACAAGUUCUGGAAUAUGGCUCUGACAGACGUGGAUGAGACAUACAGGAAACCAGUAAUGGGCAAAGCUUUCUAUGCAGAACCUCAGCUCACACUAACCCGGCUGUUUGACAGACUCAAACUGCAGGAGUCCUCAGGAAAGAAGGGAGUGGACUCAAAGGCUGUCUCCAAGGAGCUAGCUCUGACCCAUGACUCUCAGACUCUGGGAUUGAAAGCUGGAUCAGGACGAGGGAGAGCAGAAGAGGAGCGUGAGAGGCAGAAACGCUUGGGCAGAGCUGGAGAAAAGAAGACACUGGGUGACAGUUCCCAUCUGGCUGCCAGAGGUGAAGCUGAUGUGGGUAGCAGGACUGCCCACACAGAAGGUGCCAGUGCUGGUGGUACCCGUGCAAGAAGCCAGUCACGGAGAAAAAGGCGGCCCAAAGUGGAUUAUCAACAGGUGUUCAGGCGUCAUAUAAACCAGAUUUUUAUUCGAGGAGAAAAUGUCUUGCUUGUCCAUUUGGCACAUUGA